Molecule: messenger RNA, 1002 nt
Organism: Symbiodinium sp. CCMP2456
Lineage: Eukaryota; Dinophyceae; Suessiales; Symbiodiniaceae
Source: the annotation of a GenBank genome assembly
AUGGAGUUUGUCAUCAAGCUUUCCUUCGGCAGCGACGUUCGUCGCAAGCGGUUCACAUCCGUCUCCGACGUGUCGUACCAAGUCAUCAAGGACACGGCCCAGGCAUGCUUUGACCUUUCAGACCUCAUCAUGAAGUACCAGGACGAGGAGGGCGAUUGGUGCACACUUACGCCCGCUACGCUCCCGGAUGCACUGGAUCUCGCAGGGGCUCAGAGUAUUCUCCGCCUGGAGAUCUGCGGAGAUGGAGGCCCUUCUUCGGCUCUCGCGACCCCGCGCAGCGAAACCUCGCUGGGAUCCUGGGAGGCCGUGGACUUCGAGGAGGAGGACGAAGACAUUCAGAUGGUCGAGAGGGACGAGGACAUGCCCUGUGAAGGAGCAACUUCUGCAACGAAGGCUGCGGAGUCCUUGGUACAGGACAAGGACGAAACAGUACUGGAGGCCAUUGAAGCUGCAGAAGGUGUGACCCACGAGGUCGAGACCGUGGUGCCUGAUGAAGAGCUCGAGGAGCCACCUGAAGGGCCGUCAGCUGCCUCAGAGGAGGUUGGUAUGGCGGAGCAGGAAGCCCCAGUCGAACUCACUGCCGAGGAGAAGAUUCAAACCAUCCUCGCUGCUUUCGAUGCGAAUGAAGAUGGCUGCCUGAACUUCGAAGAGUCGAACGAGCUUCAGAAGUUCGCCGAAGGUGACGUGUUGGACCCGACCGUUUUCAAGAUCAUCUGCGGGGAACUCCGAUGCUCACGUCGCGGUUUGGGAGCCAAAGAGCUUCGCAGCUGCUACGAUCGCUUCGGAACGUUAGAUCGGGACUUCAAGGCCGCGCUGCGAAAGAUCCAGUCCGACGAUGCCGGCGGCAAGGUUCCAGGCCAUCGAACAGGUCCAGAAGGUUCCAACAACUGGUCGAUGAUGGUAGCUCUGCCGUUGCUGCCGGUUUGCCCGGUGGCGGCUGCCGGCAUUGCGCUUGCCGUCUCUCUUCGCAACAGGGCUUACUCAUCCUCGUGCGCCCCAUGA